Molecule: messenger RNA, 408 nt
Organism: Suillus discolor
Lineage: Eukaryota; Fungi; Basidiomycota; Agaricomycetes; Boletales; Suillaceae
Exons: 4
Coding region: 1-408 (135 amino acids)
Source: RefSeq, a predicted model, not a curated record
AUGGAUGCUCUGCGCCAUCACGUCCCAAAGGAGAGUGGGUCGGCGGAGAAGUCGCUCGCCAGUCACACCGACAGAUUCGAACGUACUAUACGUAACGCUAGUGGUCAAUCGCAGAAGCGAUUCAUCGUGGCGUUCGAUGACUAUCUAGAGGGCGUAGUGCAACAAGCUAUUGACAUCACAUCCCUAGGCUUCGAUAUCCCAGAUGAAGUAAUUUCGCACCCGGAUAUGAUGUUCGCAUCCACUGACAUGAUCAUUCUCGCCAAUGACAUUACAUCCUACGAUCUAGAGCAAGCACGUGGAGAUUGCAGUCUAACGGUUAUCAUGCACAAGCUUGAUACGGAUGUCGAUGGCGCCAUGUUAUGGCCCUGGGUGGCGGAUCACCCUACAAAACUCGAGAAGAGGCCAUAG